Oppiella nova is the source of this 1383-nucleotide messenger RNA. The record is from the annotation of a GenBank genome assembly. Lineage: Eukaryota; Metazoa; Arthropoda; Arachnida; Sarcoptiformes; Oppiidae.
GAGGACAACGAGUCGGCGGUUGUGGUGAACAGCAGCCGAAGAGCCGACAGAAACCCAUUGAUUCAGUCGACCGUAUCGUUCAGUCGUCUCAAGAAACGGAAAGUGGUUUCGGAGGACAAGGAAGACGGCAACGACUCGGACGACGACUCGUUUCGAGUCACCUAUCGGUCCAACAAAAGCGGCCAAAGAGAGGGUCCCUCAGACAUGGGCGCGACGUCUGUGAUCCAGACGGAGACCGACAAAGCGAUGGACGCGCAGAGCAUCUUCGAGAGGGCGCAGGAAGUGAACGAAACACUGAAAGGCAAAGAAGACGACCACAUCUACAGAGGACUCAAUAAUUACGUUCAAUACAAGUCCAAGAAAGACACGCCUCAGGGGAACGCCUCGUCCGGACACGUCCGCAACGGUCCCGUCCGCGCGCCCGAAAACAUCCGGUCGACCGUCCGGUGGGACUAUCAGCCGGACCUCUGCAAGGACUACAAGGAGACGGGCUUUUGCGGGUUCGGCGACUCCUGUAUAUUCCUUCACGACAGGUCUGACUACAAGUCCGGCUGGCAGUUGGAAAUGGAUGCCCAGCACAAGGAUCACGACGACGACGACCCCAACAAGUAUGUCAUCGAAGAGGACGACGACCUGCCCUUCAAGUGCUUGAUAUGUCGCCAGAGUUUCGACACUCCGGUGGUCACCAAAUGUAAGCAUUACUUCUGCGAGAAGUGUGCUCUCAAUCACUUCAAGAAGUCCAGCCGUUGCUAUGUCUGCAGCCAACAGACCAAUGGUGUCUUCAACACCGCUAAAGAUAUCAUCAAAAAGUUUAAUCUCCAAAAGACCACUUCAGACAUACCUCCGGAAACCGAUGAUCACAAGAGUGAGGAACAGUCGCACGACUCGGAAGACCUAUAUAUACUGCGGUUUACCGUCCUGCACAAACUAAGCCGUCUUGAGCACCGGGCUGUAGAAGUGCCCCGCCACAAACCCAUCUACGAUCCGGACCAGGACUUCGGCGACCACGUGGUCGUCAUAAACGCCAAACACGUGGCGAUGCCGGGCGACGAGUGGCGGUACCGGUACUACUAUCACCACACCAACUAUGCCCGGGGCAAACACUGGGCCCCCGCCCACAUCCUCCACAACAAAGACCCCACUCUUGUCUUAUAUAAAGCCAUAUAUAAAGCCGUCGGAAAUAUUAGACUCAAACGACAGGAAAUGAUCGCUCGCUUACAUAUGUAUCCCGAAGAGGCGGUUCCCAAACAUAUCCUUCAGAAUGUUUCGGAUCAGAUCAGACAACUCCGACCCCUUUCCAAACGCGUCGAUGAGUUCACCGAAGAAGAGGUGAAAGAGUUCCCUAAGAUUUUCGAUUAUCCCGAAGACUAUGCCAUCAAAUAA